AUGGAGUGCCAAAAAGCAUCCACCAUCCCUCCCAUCCCGCGUCGCAAGGCGGGUACGCACAUCACCAAGUUGGACACCAUGGGGAAGAUGAAGCGCAAGGAACGCCACGAAGCGGAGCUGUCGCAGAUUGAGAAGGACAUCGAAAAGCUCAGCAAGAAGCAGAUCAUCGUGAGACCCCAGGGUCUGGUGACGCUGGGCAAUCGGCCCGGCGAGGUGCAGCUGGCCGCACCAUGUGAGCGAGCAACAGUGCGCAAGCAGCUGGCCACUGGCAGGAAUUCACAGCGAAGCGAAGUGGCCAUGAAAACCUGUGGCCGCUCCAGGACCGGAUCUAUCCCCACUGCCCCGCCUGGAGAUGACUUGGCUUCGAUGGCUGGUGGAUUUCACCCGAAACACGGACGGAGCCGCAUUCUGCGCACUGCGCUGCGCACGCGAAAACGACGUUCCGAAAGCACAAAACGUCAACGACUGUCGGUGGCCGAUGUGUCGCUGGCCUGCUCUUUGUGCUCCGCAGUGGAGAAGGCCGGACAUGAGAAGAUCCGACAGUCCCAUCCCAGCACUUUGAGGUGGCUCCUCACCAGCCUACACCACAUUGACCGCGCCAUGGCCAGUCAGGCACAGCCGGCCCCCAAAGCUUCCGCCAAGGCAGCAGAACCUAAGACUGCCAAGGCGCCGGAGCCCAAGGAGCCCAAGGCUGCACCGAAGGCGGCACCGAAGGCGGCAGCGAAGAUUGCCAUAUCGCUUUCCAUGGCGGGUGACACGGAAGACGAGAGCCAGGCCUUUUGGGAGGCCUACCGUCUGCUGGGCGAUUGCUACAAGGCGGACCUGGACCGCCUCCGCGGCCGCCGCCCCAGUGGCGCCGAGGCGGCGGCCGCACCGCCGGUGCACCCGGUGCCGCCCGAAACGCCGGAGGCGCCCAAGACGAAGCUGCGAGGCCUGGGAAGAGAAGCGGUGGAUGAUGACCUGGCGCGAUUGCAGGGACAUAAGUUGCAGCAGGUGCUGUUCUCAAGAGCUGGUGAGAUUGAGAAUGCGGCUGUGCACAGUGACAAUGAGGAGGAACACGAAGAAUUUGAUCCGCGAGCCUGUUGGUUGAUGGAGCAGAGCCCUCUGAGCCCCAGCGUUGUCCGACGGAAAAGUAUGAUGAGUUUGGGCUCUCGGGCGCAUGCCAUCGAAAACUUCGCGGCAGCGCAGCCGCGGUUCCUGAUGUUUUCGCCCUUCAAACCAUUCCGGCAGGUCUGGGACAUGCUGGGCGUCCUGUGUAUCACCCUGGAACUGAUCCUGAACCCACUCCAUUCCUUCGUCGAACUCUGGCCUCAUGGACGUCUGGGCGCACUGGCCGUCAUCGAGGUCGUGCUGCUGUCCUUCUGGAACCUGGAUAUCCUGAUAACGCUACGGACGGCGGUGUUUUCCAAUGGAAACCUGGACUUCAGGCAAGCAAGAAUCUUUCGGAGAUAUGCCGAAGGCUGGCUGCUGUUCGAUCUGAUCUACGUGAUCUUCGGCUGGGUCAUCAUCGCCGCCGAGCAGCCCUUCCUUCGUUUGCUGCAGAUCGCUCUGCGUUUGCUGCGCUUGGCACGGCUGAAUCGCGUGCUGGGGCAGAUCGAAGGCCAGUUGAUGUCCGAUGUCUUGGUGGCGAAGUUCAACAUCUCCACACUCUCCGUGCAGAUCCUGUUGAUCCUCCACGCCAUGGGCUGUGCCUGGUACUUCGUGGGCAGCGCCGAUGGCGGUUGGGUUUCGAGAUCUGGUGUGGACAGGGGGCCGCUGAUGCACCGCUACGCCACGUCGUUGUAUUGGAUGUUCUGCCAGAUGGGGUUCGGGUUGUCCGAAAUCGUGGCGGCCACCGAACUGGAAGUGAUCUUUGGACUGACGGCCUCCAUCGCAGGGCUGGCCAUCUUCUCCUUCUUCCUUGGGACCAUCACUUCCAACAGCGCCUUGUUGGGAAAGGCGCAGGAAGAGCAUCGCCAGCAGUUCCGGAAGCUGCGACGCUAUCUGACCUAUUUCCAGGUGGAUGCGGAUUUGAGCGAACGUGUGACCCACUUCCUGGAACGGGCCUACGUCUUAGACCGCGAGGGUCGCCCGGAGUCUGAAGUUCCCUUGCUGGCGCUGCUGUCCAAGCCCAUGCAACGCGAGUUGCGCUUCGCCCGCUACGAGGGCUGCUUGCGGGAGAUCGGCUUCUCGCGGUACUUGUCGCAUUGCGGCCACGGACCAGCUGAGCUGUUAGCUUUGCGCCAUUUGGCCACCCAUGCGAUUUCUCAGAGCACCUUGGCUGCGAAGGACGCAGUCUUCGAGGCUGGCUCUGUGGCCUACGAUGCGCAUUUCCUGGCGCAUGGGAGUUUCGAGUACGUGCUGAACAUGUCGCAGAGGGUGGAGCAUCAGCGAUGGGUCAGUGAAAUGACCCUGUGGACACCUUGGCUGCACUUGGGUGACUUGACCACCAGCGAAGACAGCGGCGUGGUGAGUUUGAGCGCCAACAACUUCUUCGACUGCAUGCGAAGGUGGUGGAACUUGUUUGAGAUGGCGCAGGCCUAUGCCAGAGAGUAUGUCAAGAGCAUGAGCAGCUUCGCCGCCGUCACGGACCUCUGGCAGGGCGUAGUGCUGGCGGACGAGCAUCGACCUUCGCUGCGGUCCUCCGGAAGUUUCCAGGUGCUGGGGCGUCUCGGAGGGCCUAAGAAGUAUCAGUGUGGCACGAUGCCCGAGUUGUGUUCCGCGUGUUUGCCCAAUUCGUUUGGUCAAAAGGAGGCGGGUACGCCACAAGGAGGCUCCAGCAAGAAGGAAGAGAAGAGAAAAGCAAAGGAGGCGGAAAAGAAGGCCAAGGAGGAGGAGAAAAAGAGAAAAGAGGAGGAAGCGCUCGCCGCGAAGAACGCCAAGUUUGCGGGUCCAAAUCUGGACUUCAAAAACUUUCAGGAGCAUGCUUUCGGAAACGUCUUCAUUCAGAGCCAGUGCCACACAGAUCGACAAUGGACGAAUGUGGGUGCGCUGAAGCCAGAGAUGAAGGAUUCAAUGGUGUGGAUCCGCGCCAGGGUGCACAACACCCGCAAGCAGGGCAACAAGCUUUGCUUUCUCACCUUACGUCAGGAUGUGGCCACGGUGCAGGCCGUCACUUUCGGACAGGACAUCGCCGGCUUCUCCGGGACCCUGCCUGAUGAGUCGGUGGUGGAUGUCUUUGGCAAGGUGGCUUGUCCAGAGGCGCCCAUCGUGUCAUGCACGGUGCAAAACGUGGAACUUUCUGUUGAGAAGAUCUUCUGCGUUGGCCGGUCGCAGGCCUUGCCAUUGCGCCUGGCAGACGCAUCCAGAAGUGAGGCGGAGUUGGAGAAAGAUCCAGCGUUGCCCACGGUGGGUCAGGACGUCCGCUUGGACAACCGCAUCAUCGACCUGCGAACGGUGGCGAACCAAGCCAUCUUUCGUCUCCAGUCUGGAGUGUGCAUGCUCUUCCGGGAGUUUUUGCUGCAGAACGAUUUCCAGGAGAUCCACACUCCCAAGCUCAUCGGUGGCGCAUCUGAGGGAGGUGCGGCGGCGGAGUUAGGGAUCCAUGUAUCGAUCCAGCACUCUGCUUGGAAGAAUCGCCAGAACCAGAAGGUGCUGGGCCUUGGGCCCGACGCCAGCGAGCCCGAGGUGCGCAGCGCCUUCCGGCGUCUGGCGAAGGCGUAUCCCACCCAGACGUGGCAACGGGCAACGCCCAGCGCUUUCGACAAAUUCUGUGGGCUGCGGAGGAGCCGUCAUGAUACCAUGGCAGCUGCCGGGCAAUCAGUGGCUCAGCCAGCCACCAAGCUAUUGAUCUUGACACUAGUGACUGUCAACUGGGAAAGUCUGCGGUGCUGGACUUGUUUGCGAUUUGUGGAGAUGAUGUCCCAACAUCGGCAGUACCAUCAAAUGCUGCAGCGUUGCGAAGAUUGGCUGAAGGAUCCAUUUGCGGAUGAAGACGCGGAAGACUUUGACUUUGAAGGGUUCUUAGAAGAAGUGGCCAACUACGUUGAGUCCAAUAUGUCCAGUGAUGCGGACAAGGUCUUACAAACUCGAGUCGUGACUGUGACGACCUUGUACAAUGUGCAGUUGGCUGAGAUGGACUUGGCACAUGCCGCCAGGGAUUUCAGUGAUGCUGUGGAAGUUUCCCUGCGAUGUAGCGAGGCUCAUGAGAACCUCGGAGCUUCAAACGCUGCCGCGGUGGGGGUGGAAAAGGAUGGCCAUACAGAGAGCCCGUUGCUGUUGCUGCUGCGUGCCUAUUCCACCCUGAAACUGGCCUCGUUGGGGAACUUUGACUUCUACGCUGAAGGUUUCAGGGCCAUCGCGCGAGCUUUGCCGAAGUUGGAGGAGAGAUCCUGGAGGAGGGCCUAUCAUGUGCCCAUUGCGAAUGGAAAGAACCUGUUUCAGCCUUGGGAAGUCUUUCUUUUCUUCAUGAAGUCUGAUUGGCCCGUCCAUGGCUUGCUCAGCUGGCGUCGUGGCACUGCUGUAGCAAGCUUCAAAGAACUGGAAUGGGGGGGGCAUUCAGGUGCCACCUUGUUUUUGGACGUUCUCCGCCAGCCUUGCCGCGGGAUGAUGGCCCGGCAGGCCCCCACCGACCUGGGUGCAGUGGAAUGGCAGGAGGUCAUCCAGCAGUUGGAGUCGGAAGGGGCGGAGGAUCCACGUGGCAACUUGAGAGAAGUGUUGGCCGCUACCGCUGGCAGCAGUUUGGACUAUGUUCCGGAGCCGGUCGAGAAAUGGCAUGCAACAGAACGCUGGGAGAUAGAUCGGCCGCAGGGGGAGAUUGCCAUGUCGUUAGUGAAUUUCAACAACCGCUUAGUGCGCUUGUUGGAUCAGAUCCGCACCGAAAACGCCCUGCCGGGCGCCGACCGCCCAGUGCCCUGCUCCCUGCUGCAAGACGUCCGGGCGAAGCUGCGCACGGCCGCGGGGUUUCAGACGGCCUUCGUGCAGGGCUCCAGUUCCAGGGGGACCUCGGUGGAUGACAUGGGCGGCUUGGAUUGGGGUCAGGACUGCGCCAGCGACAUCGAUUUUGUGCUUCUCUUCACCACACCAGAUCCGGCGGAUCCUUCACCCGAUGCCUUCAAGGAACUGUGGAAGACGACGGAGGAACAGCUGGCUGGUUGGGACAUGGAUCCAGGUGUUCCGGUGACACUGAGUCGGGGAAGGUUCGGCUUGGUGGCAUCUCUGUCCGAAGAUUUGCAAAUUGAGGUGGACCUGAUCCCAGCCAUUUCAGAUCCCCAAGGUGGCCAUUGGAUCUUGGAUUCGGUGUCUGGAAAGGUCAUCCACAACAAUCCCAAAGCCCUGGCUGAGUUCAUGGAUCGGAAGGUGGCAACUUGUUUUGGUUGGGCUGACCUGGUCGUCCUCUGCAAGUUUUGGAACAAGCGCCGGCGAGUCGCUGUGAAUGGGCGGAUGAAAUCGCCCUUCACAUCUCUUCAUGUGGAAGUUGCCCUCACUACCCUGGAGGCCCCGUUGCCGCCCCGUUUGGACGCCGCCUUCCACCUGGCCCUCCGCGCCCUCCACGCGCAGCGCGACGCCUCGCCGGCGCCGUGGACGGGGCGCCCGGUGGCGGAGUACCUGGCGGAGGACGCGAAGCGGCGCCAUGGGGCCGUGGAGCAACUGGAGAAGGCCAUUGGUGUCGUGGAGGACGUACUGAGAAAACCACGAUCGGCGCCACAAACAGAGGCAUUGGUGGAACUCUUUCAGCUCACAGAUGAAGAAGAGCUGGCCACUCCCGAGGGCCGCCGCCGCUGGGCCACUGGCGCUGUGCCGCCGAACGCCGCAGCGGUGGCGGAGGCAGCGCAGCGGCCGUUCGAAGAAUAUGAGACACUGGAGAAUGAGAUCUUCGAUUUGGGGCAAAGUCCAUCCCCAAGACAGAAGAAACAGAAGCGCCCCUUCCAAGAGGCGGGCCGCCGCUGGCAGGAGCGCAAGCUGCGCGUCAGCGGCCGCGCCAGCGCGGCGCCGGAGAACUCGGCCAAGGUGAAGGGCGAGCGAAGGCUUCCAUCGCGACCGCAGUCGCUACAAGAAGAGCAAACCCUGGCAGAAGAAGCGGAAGUGAAACAUCCGGGGCGCGAACCUGAUGAGGCUCAGCAAAUGAUUGGUUUGGUUCAGUUGUUGCUACCUGAGGCGGAUGUGUUCCGCGUGGACUAUUUUGAGGGCAAUGCCUACUUGGCACAAAGUCCUCAGUUGUACAAACAGAUGGCCUUGAUGACCGAUAUGCCUCGAGUCUUUGAGGUGGGCCCGAUCUUUCGAUCUGAGAAGUCCUUCACUCACAGACAUAUGACCGAGUUCACUGGGCUUGACAUAGAGAUGACGUUCAAGGAUCACUACCAUGAGGUCUUGGAUGUUUUGGACGGUUUGUUCAAUCACAUCUUUAAAGGCAGUGUGGGUCGUCACGGUAAUCAUGAUGCUUGGGGGGUGGGGGAAUGGGUGUGA
Molecule: messenger RNA, 6384 nt
Organism: Cladocopium goreaui
Lineage: Eukaryota; Dinophyceae; Suessiales; Symbiodiniaceae
Source: the annotation of a GenBank genome assembly